Limanda limanda (common dab) is the source of this 1274-nucleotide messenger RNA. RefSeq names its product tRNA-dihydrouridine(20) synthase [NAD(P)+]-like. Gene Ontology annotation, molecular function: tRNA dihydrouridine synthase activity; flavin adenine dinucleotide binding. Lineage: Eukaryota; Metazoa; Chordata; Actinopteri; Pleuronectiformes; Pleuronectidae. Bases 10 to 801 code for a protein of 263 amino acids. The transcript is spliced from 11 exons. Gene Ontology annotation, biological process: tRNA dihydrouridine synthesis. Gene Ontology annotation, cellular component: cytoplasm. The record is from RefSeq and is a predicted model, not a curated record.
CUCUUCACGAUGGCAGCAGGCAGGCUGAGCUUCAGGAACAUCACCGCCCUGGCUCCGAUGGUGCGGGUCGGGACUCUGCCCAUGAGGCUGCUGGCGCUGGACUACGGAGCCGAUGUGGUUUACUGCGAGGAGCUGAUUGACAUCAAGAUGGCCCAGUGUCACAGAGUGGUGAACGAGGUUCUGCACACGGUGGACUUCGUGGCUCCGGACGAUCGAGUGGUGUUCAGGACCUGCGAGAGGGAGAAGGGCCGAGUGGUCUUCCAGAUGGGGACGGCCGAUCCAGACCGAGCGCUGACCGUGGCUCGACUCGUGGAGAAGGACGUGGCCGCCGUGGACGUGAACAUGGGCUGUCCGAAGGAAUUCUCCACUAAGGGCGGGAUGGGAGCUGCUCUUCUCAGCGACCCUGACAAGAUCGAGGCGAUCCUCAGGAAGCUGGUCACAGGCGUUUCCAUCCCAGUGACGUGUAAGAUCCGGAUCCUUCCUUCGUUGGAGGAAACGAUCCGACUGGUUCAGAGGAUCCAGAGGACGGGCGUCACUGCUGUUGCCGUCCACGGCCGGUUGAAGGAGGAGCGUCAGAGACACCCGCUCCACUGUGACUACAUCCAGGCCGUCGCUCGGGCUGUUUCCAUCCCCGUCAUCGCCAAACGUUCGGGGAGAAGCUUCUUGGAAUGUUCUCCGUCAUCAUGCCCAUCUCCGUGGCCCUGUUCACCUUCGGAGGAAUCAACGGUUACCUGUUCACCUCCUCCAGGUUGUGUUUCUCCGGGGCCAGAGAGGGUCACCUGCCGAGCCUGCUGGCCAUGAUCCACUAUAAGUACUGCACGCCCAUCCCCGCCCUGCUGUGCUGCGUACGUACAGGCUCCGCCCCCUGGUCCCCCCUGUGUCUUGGAACCAACACGUCUGAGUCAGUGUCUCUGGAUGUUCUGGAUCUUCUCCUGCAGCUUAGUGGUAAAAUGUGUGUAACAUGUCAGAGUCCAUGUGAGGAACCAGCAGGACAAUGUGUGGAAGCUUCCCAGAGAGCGAGUGGACGUGUGGACGAGGUUUCUAACACGUGACGUGAAACUGGAAGAACACAAAGAUCUCAGGAUGAAGAAGAGGAGCCGGACACGUAGAAGACGAAGACGUCCACUUGGAAACACGAGGAGAUUCCAGAUCUUCUGGUGAUGAGGCCGACGCCGUGUGGAGGAGCUGGAAACAACAACACUGAUCUUUCCACAGCAGAGUUUAUACGUCAUGUCCCGCCUCCUGCUGCUCUACAGGCUCCGCCCCUGCUGCUC